AUGUCAGCCAAAACUUCAGCUAAGCGCAGCUCCAUGGUCUCUAGCCUCAGCGUCGCCGAUCGUGCCAAAGCUUUUCAAUUCGGAUCCACCGCUGCCCUGUCUCCCACCACAAAGCCAGCUCUCACCCAAACGCGUGCCAAGCCAGAGCCACAGUCAGAGCCAUAUCUAUCUACACAGCCCUCUUUGUCCAGACCAUGGUCGUCUGUCGUUCUACCUUGCGAUGCAUCCGCUUCCUCUACCAAACCAGCGCCCUUUUCUCCGCGCCACCGUGUGUCAGAUUCGCAAGCCGUCAUCAAGCACGCUCGCAGAAUCAGCAUCUCGACCCCCCUCCAUCGACGUGCACGCAGCGACGUCAGCGUCAUUGACCCCUUUGUCAGCCAAGAGCCAACGUGCAACGUCAACAGUGUCGCCUCGCCUCCCACCAUUCGCACCUCGUCCUUUGCUGAGAUCGAGCUGCUCACCGCUGAGCUUGAUGCAACCCGUCGACGUACCAAGUCGCUAGCGCAUCCAGUGCGUCGAGCUCGGGCUAGCUCCGUGCUCAUGCACAGCAUCACUGAGGAAAAGGCGCAGCUCCGAUUGUGUCCCUCUCAGGAAACCAUCCGUCCUCUCACCGCCACAUCCAAGCCCACACUGGCCCAUCAGCAGCCACAUAGCUCCUUUCAGGUCUCACCCGUCUCUCCGAAGACGUUGGGUAUUCACAAUACCUCGCUUCAGCUUCCUGCCAAUGACGCUAUCAUCAACGCUAACGAGCACAAGUCGGCCGAUUCGCUGCUCGAGCAAGUCGCCAUGCACGAGGCCUGCGUUGCAACGCUCAACACCCUGUCGCACGAUCGCGCUGCCGCUGCCGCUGCUGCCGCAUUUGCUGCCAAGAACCGACAGCUUGGUCAACCUGCUCCGUCGCUCGCCCCUCCUCGUCGCAGGAGCAGUCUCGUCGUGGCCGCUUGUGCCGCCGAAUUCAGAUCGCUACGAUCCGCCGGAUCCAACGGCGACUUUAGCGCAACCCAGUCCGACAUCUCACAACUCUUUGGCGACGACAGCUACGACUGUUCGGUGAGUCCCAUGGCCGAUAUGGGUCACGGAACCGCCGACUACAACCUCGAGCUCAACGGUGAACGUCGUGCUUCGGCUGCUAGCUACUUGUCAAAUGACUCGACGGUCUCGACCGACCUCUCGAUCGGUUCGCACGCAUCUAGUCUGCUCUUUAACGCACACCUCGCUGCGCCAGGUUUGCAGCGAUGCGCUUCAUCGACCAAUACGAUCGGCAGCACUCGUAGAUCCUCGGUCGCCAGCAGCUAUUGCAGCCACCAACUCGAAAAGGCGCCCGCCAAGCCACCUCGUAGCCCAUUGAGGAUGCACUCAAUCUCUUUGCCAGUCGUUGCUCAACAAGAGCGUCAAGCUGCUCCGCCAGCUCAGGGAGCGGAUGCUACCAGACAACCCAGCGAUGUGACGCGUUUGAAGUCGACGCCAUUACCCCCUUUGCCCGCUGAAGCAGUGGCUGCGACACACAAGCCUCGCUCAUCGAAAGAGUCGGUACGACGACGCCGUCGCAAGGAAGGUGGCCAACGACCACAACCACCAGCACGUUUAGACAGCCUCGACGCUUCAGUUGCAGCAGCUCCCAAAGAGUUGCAGCUCAAAGAAGAAUUCCCGCAACGUCUGCUCGGUGACUGGAUGACCACCGCCAACGUCAGCAGCGUCGUUGCUGAUCCUCGUAUGCAGAGCGAAGUGCGCGUUGAACCCGUGCCGCUGCACAGUCGCGUUCACAACAAAGACGGAAGCAUGUUCCUUCCCGGUCUGGGUGAGAUCGUUCCUCCCAGUCCCAGUCCCAGUUCCGAGCUCGCAGUCAACGUGGUCGUGGCCAAGGACGAAGAGAUUCCCGUGUAUCCAGCAGCACGCAAACGGCUAGGGAUCGAGUCGGAUGUUCCCACCAUGCUCUCUGCUACUGCGGCGUUUGUUGCCAAUUCGGCAGCAGUCAAGUCUUCUGCGACGCUGAAAAGUAAGCUCUCGGGACGCUUUGGACGAUCGCCAUCCAACAGUAGCAAGGACGAUACAUGCAGUACUGGCUCUGGCUCUGGCUCUGGCUCUGGCUCUGACUCUACCAAGGUAGAACGCAAGACUUCAGAAUCAUCACUGCCUCUGCUGGGCAAGAUUCGCAAGACAUCCACCACGGCACGUCAUUCGAUUGUACCACCAGAGAUGCCUUCGGCAUGGAAGGAGCGCAUCGUAAGCAAGCGUCCGUCGCUCGAUCUACGUCGACCGAGCCUGACGUCGCUCACAUCUACGUCGACGCAGUCCUCGACGUCUUCGCAACGUGAUGCGCGUUCACGUACGACGUUGCUACCCGCUCAGCCGCAAAGGUCGCGUUCCAGCAUGGGUUUCCGCAAGAUGCUCAGCUCCAUUACAGGCGUCGAGCCCGAGCGGGAACCCAUCAUCACUGCUGCUUCCGACAUGACACUGGAAGCGCUCGCUGCCAGCACGUUUCAAUCGCCCAGCCGUGCACCAUCAAAUGCUCACCAUCAGCAGGAACGAAAACUAGAAUCUUUCAUCCACCUCUCUGACGACGACUCGGACGACGCCGACUCGGACUCGGUCAGCUCUAUCCCUUCUCCCCUACAAGCAAAGCUCAAUGCCAGAAGAAAGGACCUCACCAAAUUGUUCGGCACUACGCCAGCCGAUGUGUAUCCGCAGCUCACCGAGUCCAGGUAG
This is a messenger RNA of Mycosarcoma maydis (corn smut), 2706 nucleotides long. RefSeq lists its product as uncharacterized. The record is from RefSeq and is a predicted model, not a curated record. The coding region runs from base 1 to 2706 and encodes 901 amino acids. The transcript has 2 exons. Lineage: Eukaryota; Fungi; Basidiomycota; Ustilaginomycetes; Ustilaginales.